Molecule: messenger RNA, 1890 nt
Organism: Toxotes jaculatrix (banded archerfish)
Lineage: Eukaryota; Metazoa; Chordata; Actinopteri; Toxotidae
Gene: ankdd1b
Product: ankyrin repeat and death domain containing 1B
Exons: 15
Coding region: 149-1810 (553 amino acids)
Biological process (GO): signal transduction
Molecular function (GO): protein binding
Source: RefSeq, a predicted model, not a curated record
UUGAAGACAGGAUCUACAUGUAACUGAGUAAAACAGGGUUUUUCCAUUUUUCUUUUGUGUGACUAGUUUCUACUGACACUUUGGUUUGUCUUCAGUGCCUAUAUUAGAUUGUUUAUUACAAUAGACCAAGCCCACAUUGAGAUUCCCAAUGGAGAGAAGAGCUUUGGCUUUGAGGGCAAUGAUCCAAAAGCAUUGUCCUAAGAAGGAGAACCUGGACCCUCGAAAGUGGAUGAGAGAGGAGACUGUGAGGGGCUUUGCUGACUUCAUAAUGAACAAGCACUCGGACAAAGAGACGGACAGCAGCUUUGACAACAAAGAGAUGUUGCUCGAUACUGAGAAGCAGUUUAUGGAAGCGGCUAAGAGGAAUGAUGUGGAGACCAUGAAGACUCUUGGAAAAGGGCUGAAUGCCAAUGCGAGGAAUGUGCAUAACAGGACUGCCCUUCAUUACGCUGUGGCUGGCAAAAACAAGGAAGCUGUUCAGGUUCUUCUACAGCGCAGGGUCAAAGUGGACCAAAAGGACAAGUACGGUGUGGCACCCAUUCAUUUGGCUGCCUGGUUUGGCAGUUUGGAGAUCCUGAAAUUAUUGGUGCAGGCUGGGGCUGAAUACAAGGUUGAGAACGAGGAGGGACUGAACAUUAUGCACUGUGCCGCUAUCAACAACCACACUGAAAUUGUUGAGUAUAUCAUUAAUGACCUACAGAUGAAAGAACUAGACAAAGAGGACCAGUCGGGGCACCGGGUCUUUGCUUUGACAGCAGAGCAUGGGUGUGUUGAAAUGUUAGAGAUGCUGAUGGAGCCAUACAAAAUGGCCACCAUGAAGCCCAACAAGAGAGGGGACACGCCCCUGCACUUAGCUGCCAGGAAUGGCCACUUGGACGCCGUCCAACUGCUGCUGCAGAGCUUUGAUACUCGGGAUGAAGUCAAUAUGGAUGGUGAGACAGCUCUGUACCAGGCUGCAGACAACGGUCAGGAAGAAUGUGUCCUGACCCUGCUGGAGGCUGGCUGCGACCCCAACAUCCUAACAACGGUCAAAUGCAGCGCUCUCCAUCCAGUUUCAGAAAGAGGAGACACAUCUCUUGUCCAAAUCCUCUUAGAGUACAAAGCCAGUCCUGACUUUCAGAAUCAGCACCUAGAGGCUCCUCUCCACCUGGCAGUGAAGAACACUCACAUCCCUGUCAUCCACUCUCUACUGGAUGCUGGCUGCAACAUAAAUGUCACUGAUAAGAGGUCCCAGACUGCCAUGCAUCUUGCUGCAGAGGUGGGCAGAAUAGAAGUUGUGGACAUGCUUCUUAAAGCCGGGCUGGAUCUGGCACUCCGGGAUAGGCAGGGUAAGACGGCUCUGGGUGUGGCAGCCAGAGCAAAUGAGGCGAUUAUUGUGGACAUGAUCAUCAAAGCAGAGAGAUACUACGCCUGGAGGAAGGCCAACCCUGAGCUUAAUGAGAGUGUUCACAGCGAGUAUCCGCUAACGUUUAAACUCGACCACCGCAAUGAGACCAGGCAGCUCUGUUCGAUGGCCUGGCGCCUGGCGUAUGAGCUCCUGAAACCAGGAGACUGGAGAAGACUGGCAGAACACUGGGAUUUCACUAAGGAGCAAAUGUCUGCCAUCGAGGAGCAGUGGACAGGUCAGCACAGCUACCAAGAGCAUGGGAACAGGAUGCUGUUGAUCUGGCUCCAUGGGGAGGAGUUGGCUCAGAAGAGCCCUACGAAAGAACUCUACCAGGGCCUCAUGCUCACAGGGAACGGGAAAGCUGCAGAUAAGAUUCGAAUGGAGGCAGAGAAUGUCAGCAGUAAGAGCUGCAGCAUUUCAUGAGGAUAAACACGGCAACAUAUGGACUGACAAGAUUAAUUCCAUGUUUACGUCAUUUUCAACUACUGAUCCGUACAGGAAGU